Messenger RNA from Lotus japonicus, 1050 nucleotides. RefSeq names its product FBD-associated F-box protein At4g10400-like. The coding region runs from base 1 to 1050 and encodes 349 amino acids. Gene Ontology annotation, molecular function: protein binding. The transcript has 3 exons. NCBI's taxonomy places the organism in Eukaryota, Viridiplantae, Streptophyta, Magnoliopsida, Fabales, Fabaceae. The record is from RefSeq and is a predicted model, not a curated record.
AUGGACAUCAUUAGCAUGUUGCCAGAUGAACUCCUCUGUCACAUUCUCUCCUUCCUUCCAACUAAACAAGCUGCUGCGACUUGUGUGCUUUCAAAGAGAUGGAAGUUCCUCUUGACCUUAGUCCCCGCUCUCGAAUAUAGUGAUCGAUUCUAUCUCAUCCACAACAAACCCUAUUCUUGCUUUGAAAGGCUCGUCAGAACAACCAUUCUGGCCAGAGAUGCCAAACAACUCAUCCGAAGCUUCUCUCUCAAAUAUAAAAGUUCUGAUUCUGACCGUUCGUAUCGCUUUUUCUGUAAUUGGGUUUACCCUGCUAUACAACGCGGGAUUGAGAACCUUGACAUCGAGAUCCGAAAAUAUUCUUGUAGGAUUGAUUUUACCAUUUUCAGCUGCAGAACUCUUGUUGUUCUCAAGUUGGCAUGUUUACAUGUGCAUUUUUCUUCUUCUGUUGAGCUUCCCUCACUCAAAUGUUUGCAUUUGUUUGAGGUUGUAUUGAGAAAACCUCAAUGUCUUUGGGAGCUGUUUGGUGGGUGUCCAAUUCUUGAGGAUUUGAAAGCAAUAUCAAUAAAGAAUGAGGAUGGCUAUUUUUGUGUGGAAGGGUUUAAAAGGUUACCCAAGUUGGUCAGGGCAGAUAUAGGUGGUUAUUAUAGGGAUUAUAUUCCUCUGAAAGCAAUAUCUAACGUGGAGUUUCUUAGCAUUUACAAGUUUCGAGCGGAUGAUGAUGUAGUUCCUCAAUUUCCUAAUUUACUACAUCUAGUGCUCACGUUCGAGGCUUGGAUGACUAUGAACUGGCAUUUGGUGCUUGAGAUGCUCAGAAAUUGCCCCAAACUACAGGUUUUUGAACUUACUUCCCGAGCUGGUGGUCAUAAGGAUGUUUUACCUCACACACAUCUUGUUCCUGUUCCUGAAUGUCUUACUUCAAGCCUUAGAAAGUGCUCUCUUGGACUUGCCUAUGGAACGGAAAAUGAUCUGCAAUUUGCAAAAUAUAUUAUGCAGAACUCAACAACUUUAAGGACCAUGACAAUUUGCAACGGGAAUUUCACAUGGUUUUGA